AUGGACACGUACGGCUCUGUUUACAAAGAAUAUUUCAAUCCAUCCAAUCCAAUGGAAAAUCGACUCGUAGACGAUGAUGAAAGCGGCCAACAACAUCAGUUUAUAUUCACAAUUGCUCUUGAAACCAGUAUCACAUAUAUAUUGAUUGUGACAACGUCCAGUUCUAACCCAACAGGUGCAUUCUCAAUCUUUGUAUCUGGUCCAGAUAAUGUUGAUCUCAAGAAUAUUAGCUCUCCAUCAAUCAUCCAAAUACAAUAUUCAUUAGCUAUACAAUCGAACUAUUCAUCAGAGCUGACAACGAGUAGUCAAACAUAUUCUCGAGAUUGUCGAAAAUCAAAUUAUCACUAUCAAGCUAUACGAAUGAAUGUAGUAGAAACUGGAUACUAUGCUCUGAUUAGUAACAGCAAUAUGAAUACAUUUGGUAAUAUUUACGAACAUGAUUUUAAUCCAAUGAAUCCUUUCGAGAACCUACAGUCACAGAAUUAUCGAAGCUGUAGUUAUCAAGAUUUCAAGUUCAUCGUUUAUCUUCACAGUGGUCCUAAGUAUAUAUUAGUGGUAACAACAUCUUCUCCAAAUAUGACAGGAAAGUUUUCCAUUUUAACAUCUGGCCCAAAUGUCAUCACUCUUAAUGCUUACACAACACCAAAGAAAUCAUCAUAUGCUUGCAUGACUUAUUAUCCUACAUGGAUGUUAAUUAUGAUUUGUUCAAUUAUUAAUUUGAUGAAAAAACUCAUAUAA
Molecule: messenger RNA, 738 nt
Organism: Adineta steineri
Lineage: Eukaryota; Metazoa; Rotifera; Eurotatoria; Adinetida; Adinetidae
Source: the annotation of a GenBank genome assembly